UAGCAAGCUAAUUUGACAAUUAGCUUGCAUGAUUGGUUACAACUUACAAGUCUUUCCCUGAAACACGUUUAUUUCCAUAUUUAUUUUUUCAUUUUUUUUAACAUAAUAUGCUAGUACUGCUACCCGCCUAUCCCUAUAAAAGUGCUCUCAUAAAUGCAUUUCACGGUUUCACCCCCUCAAACCUCAAUCUUUCCAUAUCUAAAUUUUUAUAAAAUAAAAUAAUAAAAUAAAAAAAAUAAAAAAAAAAAAGAAAAAAAAAAUGGAGGAAAAUCAAAAGAAAACACCACUUAUAAAUGGAGAUAAAGAAGGUAGUGAUAUUGAAAGUCAAAAUUGGAAAAAGGCAGCAAUUGAAGAAGUGAAGAAACAAGUAUGGUUGGCAGGACCAUUAAUUUCAGUAAAUUUGAUGCUAUUCAGUUUGCAGUUGAUUUCUAUUAUGUUUGUUGGUCAUCUUGGUGAGUUAUCACUUGCUGGUUCCUCAAUGGCUACUUCCUUUGCUACUGUCACCGGUUUUAGCUUGUUGAUGGGAAUGUCAAGUGCCUUAGACACCUUCUGUGGACAAUCAUACGGGGCAAAACAGUAUCAUAUGUUAGGAAUACACUUACAACGGGCCGUGAUCAUCCUUGUUGUUGCAAGCAUUCCCCUGGCUCUUAUAUGGGCAAAUUCAAAAUCACUAUUAAUAGCAGUUGGUCAAGAUCAUCAGAUAGCAACUGAGGCCGGACACUACGCUCUGUUCCUGAUCCCUGGUCUCUUUGCUUAUGGCAUUCUUUACUCAAUACUAAGAUUUUUACAAACCCAGAACAUCGUUUUCCCUAUGAUGCUAAGCACAGGGAUUGCCACACUACUACAUUUGCCAAUCUGCUGGAUUCUGGUUUUCAAAUCUGGCCUUGGAAACCGAGGUGCUGCCCUUGCAACUGGUGUGUCCUAUUGGAUUAAUGCAAUAUUGCUAGCACUCUAUGUCAAGUUUUCUUCCUCGUGCUCAAAAACGUGGACUGGUUUUUCCAGUGAAGCUCUUCAUAAUUUACCUUCAUUUGUUAAACUUAGUAUUCCUUCUGCUUGUAUGGUAUGCUUAGAAAUGUGGUCAUUCGAACUGAUGGUUCUCUUAGCUGGUCUUCUUCCCAACCCAACAUUAGAAGCAUCCUCACUCUCUAUCAGUCUCAAUACAGCUGCAGUUGUGUGGAUGAUCCCCUUUGGUCUUAGCGGUGCAGUGAGUACUCGAGUUUCCAAUGAGUUAGGAGCUGGGAAACCUCAAGCAGCGAAACUAGCAGUAUCGGUUGUUCUAUUCCUAGCCAUUAGCGAGGGCAUAUUCAUCGGAAUGAUACUUAUCUUGAUCCGCAACAUUUGGGGCUAUGCUUAUAGCAAUGAAGAAGAAGUGGUCAGAUAUGUAGCUGUAAUGAUGCCUAUACUUGCAAUAUCUAACCUCCUAGAUGGAAUUCAAUCUGUUCUUUCUGGAAUUGUUAGAGGGUGUGGGCGACAGAAAAUUGGAGCAUUUAUCAAUCUAGGAUCUUAUUAUAUCGUUGGCAUUCCGUUUGCUGUCCUGCUAGCUUUCGUAUUACACGUUGGAGGGAAGGGACUUUGGCUGGGAAUAAUCUGUGCACUGGUUGUACAAGUCGUGUCUCUUUUCAUCCUCACGAUUAAAACAGACUGGGAGCAAGAAGCAAAGAGGGCAAGAGAAAGAGUGUAUGAAGCAGUCAUCCCUGAUGAAUCAGUGUCGUGAUUCAUCAGCUUGAAAUCCAGAGUUCAAGAGGCAAACAUGUGAAGUAUUUUCCAAUCAAUAAGGCUUUCAAACACUAUUGAUCUAGUUUCUCUAUACCUUUGACAAAGAAUUUGUUCCGCUUGAAUGAGGCGAAGAAUUUUGAACAACAUAUAAUCCUAGAGUACUGCUGAUGAUGAAAUUUAUACUGGAUAAUAGGUCUUGCUCUUGCUGUAAUUACAUUACAAUUAAUAUUGGAGAUCUGCUGCUAUUACAUGAAAGUUACAAAUAAAGAUAUACGAAAGAA
Molecule: messenger RNA, 1997 nt
Organism: Chenopodium quinoa (quinoa)
Lineage: Eukaryota; Viridiplantae; Streptophyta; Magnoliopsida; Caryophyllales; Amaranthaceae
Product: protein DETOXIFICATION 16-like
Exons: 8
Coding region: 260-1714 (484 amino acids)
Biological process (GO): xenobiotic detoxification by transmembrane export across the plasma membrane
Cellular component (GO): membrane
Molecular function (GO): xenobiotic transmembrane transporter activity; antiporter activity
Source: RefSeq, a predicted model, not a curated record